Fraxinus pennsylvanica is the source of this 3561-nucleotide messenger RNA. The record is from the annotation of a GenBank genome assembly. Lineage: Eukaryota; Viridiplantae; Streptophyta; Magnoliopsida; Lamiales; Oleaceae.
AUGGAAGAGAAUCGUGAAAUUGAAUUUCCAGCAUUUCCAUAUAAACCCUAUCCAAUUCAGAUGGAUUUCAUGAAGUUCCUGUACCAAUCACUUGAUAAAGGAGGUAUUUCAAUGCUCGAAAGCCCCACCGGAACAGGGAAAACCCUUAGUAUAAUCUGCAGUGCACUGCAGUGGCUAGUCGAUAAGAAGCGUCAGGAAAGUAUAAAAGGUUCGCUUGGUUUGAAUCUGAAGGAAAAUUUGGGAAAUGAAUCAUGUUUGGAUAAUGAUACUGAUAAUGAACCGGAUUGGAUGAGAAAUUUUGUGCCAAAUAAAGAAUCCGACAAGCGCGAAAAGAAGAAAACUAAAGAAAAGAAAAAAAUCGGGGUUCGGUCGAAGGAUACUUGUAGUAGAAAGGAAAAAGAAGAAACUACUAGAGAUUUAAGUAAUCGUGGGGAAGAAAAAGAGUUAGAGGGGAAUGUGGAUAAAAGGGAAGGAAAAAAUAUGAAAGGGGAAGUUGGGAUUGAUAAGGAAGAUGAGGAGUUUUUGCUUGAAGAGUAUGAGAGUGAAGAGGAAAGUGGUGGAACACUGAAGAGGAAAAAUGCUGGACCUGAUGUUUGUUCGUCUAGUGAUGAAGAAGAAGAUGGGCUGGGGGACGAGGAAGAUGGAGCAAGAUUGAAGAUUUACUUUUGUAGUCGGACGCAUUCACAACUUUCACAGUUCAUAAAAGAGUUGAGGAAGACUACAUUUGCUAGUGAGUUGAUGUUUGUCUGCUUGGGGUCUAGGAAGAAUUUCUGCAUCAAUGAUGAGGUGCUGAAGCUAGGGACCUCCACUCGAAUAAACGAAAGGUGCUUGGAGCUUCAAAAGAGUAAGAAAAAUGAAGCUUCUAAAACGAAGAACUUGGGAGCUGGAAAAAGAGUUCACCGUACAAAGGCUUCCUGUGGAUGUCCAAUGCUCAGAAGUCGUAAGAUAGAAAAAGAGUUUAAGAAUGAAAUUAUUCAACUGGAACCGCUGGAUAUUGAAGAUCUUGUUCGCAUUGGACGCAACUUGGGAACUUGCCCAUAUUAUGGUUCUAGAAGGAUGGUGCCUGCGGCCGAUCUUGUCAUUCUUCCCUAUCAAUCUCUUCUUUCAAAAUCAUCACGUGAAUCUCUUGGUUUAAGUUUGAAAAAUAGCGUCAUUAUCAUAGAUGAAGCUCAUAAUCUAGCAGAUACUCUGAUCAGCAUGUAUGAUGCAAAAAUUACUGUGUCACAGCUGAAUCUCUUGCAGUCUCACUUAGAGAGUUAUUUUCAACGAUUUCGCAAUCUCUUAGGACCAGGCAACCGAAGAUACAUUCAGACUUUGAUGGUCCUCACCCAGGCUUUCUUAAGAGUUCUACUUCCCAAUGGGAAGCUUGCAAAUCAUGUUGAUCCUUUAUUUGAUUCGCAGGAGAUAGAAAUUUCCUUUGAUUCUUCAAUGGCCAUCAAUGAAUUUUUAUUUUCCCUAAAUAUUGAUAACAUAAACCUGGUGAAACUUUUGCAAUACGUGAAAGAAAGCAACUUAACUCACAAGGUCUGUGGUUACAGAGAUAAGGUAGCAGUUGCCCAAAAGGGUUCAAGUGUCGAAGAUGGUGAAGCAACUUGCAAGGAAGAAAGUGCAGUAUCUUGCUUUCGGGCAUUGGCUGAUAUACUAUUCUCCUUAACCAAUAAUGAUGGUGAUGGAAGAAUAUUAAUUUCUAGGCCAAGGCUAACAUGUCACGGGCAAGAAGGGCAUAUAAAGUAUGUCAUGCUUACUGGAGAGAAGAUGUUCUCUGAGAUUGCUGAUCAAGCACAUGCUGUUGUCUUGGCUGGAGGAACUUUACAACCUAUAGAGGAAACAAAGGAACGACUCUUCCCAUCAUUACUGCCAGAUCGGUUUCACUUCUUUUCAUGCAGUCAUAUAAUUCCUCCAGAGAAUAUUUUGCCUAUUGUUGUUAAACAUGGGCCUUCUGGUCAGUCCUUCGAUUUUAGCUACAAACUCAGAAGCCUGCCAAACAUGAUUGAGGAGCUAGGUCUUCUGCUAUGCAAUCUAGUGACAGUAGUUCCAGAAGGAGUAGUUGUGUUUUUUUCGUCAUUUGACUAUGAAGGCAAGGUUUACGAUUCUUGGAAAACAUCGGGCAUGCUUACAAGGAUUAUGAAGAAAAAGAGAGUUUUUAGAGAACCUAGGAAAAACACAGAUGUAGAAGCUGUCUUGAGAGAAUACAAGGAAACAAUUGAUGCAGUAUCCACCAGUAAUCCUACUUCCUGCAAUGGUGCAAUUCUUUUCGCUGUUGUGGGAGGGAAGAUAUCAGAAGGUAUCAACUUCAGCGAUGGGACAGGUCGAUGCAUAGUAAUGGUUGGAUUGCCCUAUCCUAGCCCAUCAGACAUUGAAUUGAUAGAGAGGGUGAAGCAUAUUGAGGGUCUUGAGGAGAGUCAAAAUCCCGAGUCUUGUGUCAAUGGUGAACAUCGCAAUGGGGAUGUUCAAACUGGAUUUCACAUCCUUAGAAGUUGCAAGGGCAGAGGAAAAGAGUACUAUGAAAAUCUUUGCAUGAAAGCCGUAAAUCAAUCAAUAGGUAGAGCAAUUCGGCAUAUAAAUGAUUAUGCUGCAAUUUUGUUGGUUGAUGUGCGUUAUGCUUCUGAUCCUGCACAAAGAAGCUUCUCCCACUCGACUGGAAAGCUUCCACAGUGGAUCAAAAGUCGUCUUGUUACUAAAACUGAGAAUUAUGGCCAAGUCCACAGCUUGGCCAAGGUUGAAGCCGAAAACACUCUGCUCCACAAUUCUCUUGCUUGGACCACGUACGAGGAAAGACAGAUGAACAAGCAUCACAGAGCAAAAGUAAAGCCACAAAUGCAGAUGCUGCUCAAAGAAACCUUUUACAACACCAAAAACUUCUUUAACGUUACAUUCCAAAAUCUCAAAUCAUGUCUCUUAGGAGGGUACCAAAAGCCGCCUAAAAUUCCUCUUGUCAAACUCAUCUUUUCGACUAAGAAUCCCAAACUCCAUGAGCUGAAUAAUUUAUGUAAAGAUUUCUCUGAUAAAAAUGAGAUACCGAAGAAAAUGGAGGGUCGACUCUCACCAGAAGAAGAAAUGAAGGGAGACAGAAAAUUUAAUGGAAGCUCCAUGAAUAUUGUGGAUCAAAGCGGAUUAAAGGAAUCGAAAGAAAAGAAGACUGAUAAAUAUUCCGAAGGCAAACAAGUGGAGUUCAUUUCUAAGAAUACAGAUGCUUUAGCUAAAAAAAUGAAAGAAUUGGAGAUGAUGGAUGUGAAUGACAUGGAUCAUGUGCUAGAUAUAGAAGAGGUGCUCAAUUACUAUUCUAAGCUCACCUGCCCAGCUUAUCAAGACAUAGUUGACAAGUUUUUCAUGGACAUGUAUACGGAAUAUUAUCUUCCACCGCCCACGGCCAGUGUUCACAGUUCAAUGAGGAAACAGAGUUCAGUCAGUGUUCACAGUUCAAUGAGGAAACAGGGCUCUAUCAGUGUUCAUGGUUCAAUGAGGAAACAGGGCUCUAUCAGUGUUCAUGGUUCAAUGAGGAAACUGGGUUCUGUCAGUGUUCACUGUUCAAUGAGGAGUCUUGGCCCUUUAAAGAUGUAG